Molossus molossus (Pallas's mastiff bat) is the source of this 4438-nucleotide messenger RNA. It is a transcript of the gene ANO5, whose product is annotated as anoctamin 5. Gene Ontology annotation, molecular function: protein dimerization activity; chloride channel activity. The transcript is spliced from 22 exons. The coding region runs from base 360 to 3092 and encodes 910 amino acids. Gene Ontology annotation, biological process: chloride transmembrane transport. Gene Ontology annotation, cellular component: plasma membrane. The record is from RefSeq and is a predicted model, not a curated record. Lineage: Eukaryota; Metazoa; Chordata; Mammalia; Chiroptera; Molossidae.
AUCUCGAGGGCGAGGAGAGGGAGCCGGGGGACGGGCAUCCCCUCAGGAUCCGAGACAAGUACUGGGAGGGGUCCCAGGCACGCCACCGGGAGAGGGUGACGAAGCGGAAGGCCAGGGACUCGGAGCAGGUCGAGGGGCCGUAUCCGCUGGAGAAGAAGCCCAAGUGUUUGGAGAUCCCGGCGAGGGCGGAGACGAAGGAGAAAGAGAUCCCCCAAAAGGAAAGGAGGGACCCCUGGAAGGACUACUAUUUGGAGCAGCGUGUCCGGUCGCCCAAGGUCAGAUUCAGUAUCUGCCCGAGAGCUGGCCGUUCAUCUCUGUGUUCUGCCAACUCGGUCAGUGUCAUUAACGAACUGGCGAAGAUGGGCGACCCGCUGGUCCUGGAAAUGGUGCGGGAGGAAGAAAGAAGAACCAGUAGGACUGCAGACUUUGGUUCUGAAACAAAUGAGCAGAGCCUGAGCAGCAGAGAGACCAGCUUCCUCAUCAGUGAAGAUUCAACGCCUGCAAAGAGAUACAAUUUGUUCCUGAUGCGACGUCUUAUGUUUAAAAAAGAUAAACAGAGCAAGGACUCUAUCUUCUUCCGAGAUGGGAUCAGGCAAAUUGACUUUGUGCUUUCCUAUGUUGACGAAGUAAAGAAAGAAGCAGAAAUAAAGGCGGAAAGAAGAAAAGAGUUUGAACAGAAUCUCAGAAAAACAGGUCUUGAGUUGGAAAUUGAAGACAAAAUGAACUCUGAAGAUGGAAAAACUUACUUUGUCAAGAUCCAUGCCCCUUGGGAGGUGUUAGUUACUUACGCGGAAGUGUUGGGAAUGAAAAUGCCUAUCAAGGAGAGUGAUUCUCUCCCACCCGAGAAGCUCCCCUUUUCCUGCAUGCUUGGGCCUUUGAAGCUCGCGAGGGGAGUGAAGCAUCCUCAUCCUGAGUAUUACACUGCCCAGUUCUCCAGACAUCGCCAGGAACUCUUCCUCAUUGAUGACCAGUCCAGCUUCUUUCCAUCCUCAUCAAGAAACAGAAUUGUUUAUUAUAUUCUCUCGCGAUGUCCUUUUGCCAUAGAAGAUGGGAAGAAAAAGUUUGGGAUUGAAAGACUGCUAACUUCUCACACUUAUUCAUCUGCGUAUCCACUCCAUGAUGGUCAGUAUUGGAAGCCAUCAGAACCACCUAAUCCUGUCAAUGAAAGGUACACACUUUUCCAGAAUUGGGCUCGGUUUUCCUAUUUUUAUAAGGAGCAGCCUUUAGACUUGAUUAGGAAUUAUUAUGGAGAAAAAAUUGGCAUGUAUUUUGUCUUUCUCGGAUUUUACACAGAGAUGCUGUUCGUUGCUGCUGUAGUUGGCUUAGCUUGUUUUAUUUAUGGCUUAUUCUCAAUGAACAGUAGCCCAACCAGCAAUGAAAUCUGUGACCCCGAAGUUGGAGGUCAGAUUAUCAUGUGCCCACUCUGUGAUGCAGUGUGUGAUUAUUGGAGACUAAAUUCUACAUGUCUAGCUUCAAAAUUCUCUUAUUUAUUUGAUAAUGAGUCAACAGUGUUCUUUGCAAUAUUCAUGGGAAUUUGGGUCACAUUGUUUUUGGAGUUUUGGAAACAGCGUCAGGCCCGACUGGAAUAUGAGUGGGACCUGGUGGACUUUGAGGAGGAACAGCAGCAGCUUCAGCUGAGACCUGAAUUUGAAGCUAUGUGUAAACACAGGAAAAUGAAUCCCGUGACUAAGGAGAUGGAACCUUAUAUGCCUCUACAAAGCCGGAUUCCAUGGUACUUUUUAUCUGGAGCCACAGUGACAUUAUGGAUGGCUCUUGUCAUUGCGUGCAUGGUAGCUGUGAUUGUAUACCGCUUGUCAGUCUUUGCUACCUUUGCCAGCUUCGUGGAAAGUGACGCAUCCUUAAAGCAGGUCAAAAGUUUCCUCACUCCACAGAUAACCACAGCACUCUCUGGAUCAUGCUUGAACUUCAUUGUCAUCUUGAUCUUGAAUUUCUUUUAUGAAAAGAUAUCUGCCUGGAUUACAAAGAUGGAAAUUCCUCGAACUUACCAGGAGUAUGAAAGCAGUCUGACCUUGAAAAUGUUCCUGUUUCAGUUUGUAAAUUUUUACUCGUCCUGCUUCUACGUAGCUUUCUUUAAAGGGAAGUUUGUGGGCUAUCCUGGAAAGUACACGUAUUUGUUUAAUGUGUGGAGAAGUGAAGAGUGUGACCCUGCAGGCUGUCUAAUAGAAUUGACAACCCAGUUGACCAUCAUAAUGACCGGGAAACAGAUCUUUGGAAACAUUCAAGAAGCCAUUUAUCCCUUGACUCUGAAUUGGUGGAGACGCCGAAAAGCUCGGACUAACUCUGAAAAGUUAUAUAGUCGAUGGGAGCAGGAUCAUGACCUUGAAACUUUUGGAUCUCUUGGGCUAUUUUAUGAAUACUUAGAGACAGUUAUCCAAUUUGGAUUUGUUACAUUAUUUGUGGCCUCUUUUCCUUUGGCUCCUCUUCUUGCUCUCAUGAAUAAUAUUAUAGAGAUCCGAGUGGAUGCCUGGAAACUUACUACUCAGUACAGGAGACCGGUAGCUGCCAAAGCUCAUUGCAUAGGUGUUUGGCAAGACAUUCUUUAUGCAAUGGCUGUCCUCUCUGUUGCAACUAAUGCUUUCAUUGUUGCAUAUACAUCGGACAUCAUUCCCCGUUUAGUUUACUACUAUGCUUACUCAACAAAUGCUACUGAUCCGUUUAAAGGAUAUGUCAAUAACAGCCUGUCAAUGUUCCUGGUAGCUGAUUUACCGAACAACACUGCACCUUCAGAAAAACGAGACUUCACCACAUGCAGGUAUAGAGAUUACAGAAACCCUCCUGAUCACGAACAAAAAUACUUUCAUAAUAUGCAGUUCUGGCAUGUCCUCGCUGCCAAAAUGACCUUCAUCAUAGUCAUGGAGCACAUUGUGUUUUUGGUUAAAUUUUUGUUGGCUUGGAUGAUCCCCGAUGUUCCGAAAGAUGUUCUGGAGAGAAUCAAGCGAGAAAAGCUAAUGACAGUCAAGAUUAUCCAUGACUUUGAGCUUAAAAAAUUAAAAGAGAACUUGAUGGUUGAUUCUAGUGAAUUUGCCAAGGAAGUCAUACUUCGGGAGAACAAAGUGCAGCUGGCUAACUGAGCGGUCUAGUCAUCAAGACGAGUGAGGAGCUGGGAGCCUGCCGGCUUCCAUUUGCCCUGGGUUAGGGCCAGAGGCCAGAAGCCAGGCGUCAGUUUUACCCUGUCUCCUUCUUCUUCGUUUUUCUUUUUUCAACUCAAAGUUUUUGUAAAGUUUUGCAGAGGCCAACUUUGUGAGGUCGGAAGAGUACCACUUGUCUGCUCCAUGGCUGGGCCCCCCCCUUAGAUAUUGUUUUCUGGGAUUCUGUAAAUAAUUGUUUAAAGUGCAUGUGGAAUCAAAAUAGAGAAAAUCAUGGACUGUUGCAGUUUAUAAUCCAACAUUGGCCUCAGGCUGCCCCAGAGCCCCAUGCACCUGCACAUUCCCAUGGUCUUCUGCUGGCUGGUUUUACGUCUCUUUCCCAUCAAGAAAAAUGUUGGCACAAAAAGAAAAGAAGUGAAGGGCCCUAAAGGGCCACAUUUAUCCUGCCAUUUUAGACUAUGCAAAUAAAAACCCAAAAUCAGAUGACAUAAAAAAAAACCUCACAUUUUAAACAUAUCGGGUAAAUAUCAUGGCGAGGGUGUGUUUCUGAAAGUGUCCUGAAUGAGUUACGCUUCCAUCAGAAUCCCAGAUAGUCUCUCCAGGUAAAUGCAAAAUUGAUUUUUCAGGAGACCGAACAUGUGUGUUUCAACAAAGGACUAACAACUCACUUCUUUAGAGAUAAUGUUUUGGUAAAAAUAGGUUGAAAACUGAGUUAUCUUAUCUGGAAAAGAGCAUUAAGAAGUUCUGAGAUUGCUUAAGGACUUCAAGUAAAUGAAAGAUAUUUUAGAGCCCUAAAUGUCUAGUCUUAGCAGUUAAGAAAUGCAAGACAGUGUAUAUUGAUUAACUUAUUGACCUUAAUAUAAAAAUUGUUGAAUUAUUUUAAAAAAUUAUUUGUCUUCCACAGUGCCUUUUUUGCAUCAUGAAGCUUGUUUGAGCAUUAGCUAUUUCUGUAAGUUAGGUACAGGUUGUUUAUGAAAUUUGAUUUUUUUUUUGUCGUUGUUUAAAACAACUUCCAAUCUUUUAAUGUGUUUAUAAUCUUUUGUAUUGAUUCAUCCCUUUAUACGAUGCUCCAUGCCUUGUCCCUAUGUCUCUGAUGCACAGUGGUAUGGUUGGCUGUUGAUCUGAUGUGAUGUAGCAUCUGAAAUGUAAGCCUGCUUUAGAGAAAUUGUUGGUUUCACAUCAAUCACAGAGUUAAACACCAGAAGUCGAUCAACUAAGUAAGAAUGAGGUGGUGGAUUUGAUAGCUAAGUUAAAAAAAAAAAGUUGAAUAUUUCUCAUAUACUUAGGUCUAUUACACAUGUAUGCUAAUUCUUAUUCUUCUUUCCCUUAAA